GCGUCAUUAUAUACUAUAACCACAACAGCUCCCAAGUGUGAUAUAAAGCCUGAAAGACUACACUGUGAAUCAAUUGCUUUCAUUUUACAUUAAUUCCUCGGAUGCAUAAAACGAAAAUGCAAGAGUUCAAGGAGACUACCACUGUCGACGAGGUUGCCGACGCCUUUGCGGAGCAUAUAAAAGGGAAAACAGUAUUAAUUACCGGAAUCAACAAGACCGGCCUCGGCGGAGAAGCUGCGAGAGCUAUUGCACGGAAGCAGCCAUCUUUAAUUAUUCUUGCCGGCCGAACCACUUCAAAGUUGCGAGAGGUAGAAGAAGAGAUUCGCGCAUUAGCGCCGUCCGUUAAAACUCGAUUGCUUGAAUUGGACCUCAACUCGCAGAAACAUGUCCGCCAAGCAGCUGCAGAGGUAAACAAAUACCCGGAACCAAUUGAGGUUCUCAUCAACAAUGCUGGUGUCAUGUUUCCGCCAUAUCAGCUCUCUGAUGAUGGCAUCGAGUCGACUUUUGCAAUUGAUCAUAUCGGGCAUUUCCUGUUCACCAACUUGAUCAUGCCAAGGAUUGUUGCUGCGGGCCCUGGAGCAAGAAUUAUUAAUAUCAGCAGUAGAGGUCAUCAAUUCAGUGACGUCUUUUUUGACGAUUGGAAUUUCAAUGACGGAAAAUCUUAUGACAAAAUGAAAGCAUAUGGUCAGGCGAAGACUGCGAAUAUCCUAUUCAGCCGAUCUCUUGCACAGAAAUUAAAGCGCAAAGGAAUUCUUUCGUUCAGUGUGCAUCCUGGCAAGAUCCUGCACACUGAACUGGGUCGGUUUAUGUCUAAAGAGAUGCUGGUGGCCUGGGGGAUUAUUGACAAGGAUGGAAACUUGCUUGAAACGCCUGGCAUGAUGAAUAAAACUUUGGCCCAAGGUGCCGCGACCCAUCUCGUUGCUGGAUUUGAUCCCAGCAUUGUCGAUCGGAGUGGCGAGUACCUCCAGGACUGUCACAUUGAGACAGACGAUAUUUCGCCUUAUGCCAAAAGCGAAGAGGGCGCGGAAAGGCUUUGGAAAUUGAGCGAAAAGCUGGUCGGACAGAAGUUUGAAUACUAAUAUCUGACACAAGAGGAGUAAUGAGUAAGUGCAUUUGAUAACGUAUAAUGUGGCGAGAAGAAUUGAUGCUUCAAAUAAUGCGGAGGAGCUGCAGAUUGAAAAUAAUACUCCUAUCCCCUC
Messenger RNA from Xylona heveae TC161, 1199 nucleotides. Its product is annotated as short-chain dehydrogenase. The coding region runs from base 117 to 1079 and encodes 320 amino acids. Lineage: Eukaryota; Fungi; Ascomycota; Xylonomycetes; Xylonales; Xylonaceae. The record is from RefSeq and is a predicted model, not a curated record. The transcript is spliced from 5 exons.